Molecule: messenger RNA, 2101 nt
Organism: Asparagus officinalis (garden asparagus)
Lineage: Eukaryota; Viridiplantae; Streptophyta; Magnoliopsida; Asparagales; Asparagaceae
Product: CBL-interacting protein kinase 2-like
Exons: 2
Coding region: 518-1882 (454 amino acids)
Biological process (GO): signal transduction; protein phosphorylation
Molecular function (GO): protein kinase activity; ATP binding
Source: RefSeq, a predicted model, not a curated record
AUAAAAAUGAAAGAAAAUAAAAACUAGGGUUUUUUAAUUUUUAUUUAUUUAUUUUCGGUAUCCCAAAUCUCGCUCUCUCUCUGGAUCUUUUAUAAAGAGUGUCGAUUCUUAGGUUCUCAGUUCGCAUCGAAUUGAUUUUGAUCGGUCGGAGGUUCUCGAUUUCUUCCUUAUCGGCUGAAUCUCGAAACCUCAGCCCAGAAAAACGGACGACAAACAGCAGGGGAUGCUGAAAGAUGUGCUUGCACGCUAUUAAAUUUUUGUCUAAGGUAAACGAGCUUGUAGCUCCACACGAGCUGUGCUUAUUCAUCCUUGAUGAGAUUGGCGACAAUAAUCUUUCUCAAUCUCCACUUGGUGGAUCCACACUCAGUAGAGCUAGAAAUUCAAAAAACCCUGUCGUGUUAGAUCACGACGAUGUUGAAGACGGUUGAAGUCUUCUGCAGUACCAGUCCUGCUUUGUAAAAUAAGUACAGAAAAAUAAACAUAACUUAUAUAGUAUAGUGUGUAUUAGAUUAUCAUAAUGGGAACAGAUAUGAAAGGGAGUAUUUUGAUGCAAAGAUAUGAAGUGGGGAGAUUGUUGGGGCAAGGAACUUUCGCCAAAGUUUACCAUGCAAAGAACCUUAAAACUUCUCAAAGUGUUGCUAUAAAGGUAAUUGACAAAGAGAAGGUCUUCAAGGUUGGGCUUAUAGAUCAGAUCAAACGGGAGAUUUCGGUUAUGAGAUUGGUGAGGCACCCACAUAUCGUGCAACUUUAUGAAGUCAUGGCUAGCAAAAAGAAGAUUUAUUUCGUCCUUGAGUAUGUCAGAGGUGGUGAGCUAUUUAACAAGGUUGCAAAAGGCAAGCUCAAGGGGGAUAUCGCAAGAAAAUAUUUCCAGCAGCUUAUUAGUGCUGUGGACUUUUGUCACAGUAGAGGUGUUUACCACCGUGAUUUGAAACCCGAGAAUCUCCUCUUGGAUGAUAAUGGAAAUCUAAAGGUUUCAGAUUUCGGGUUGAGUGCACUUGCUGAAUCCAAGAGACAGGAUGGCUUACUUCAUACCACAUGUGGAACACCUGCUUAUGUUGCUCCUGAGGUUAUCAACAGGAAAGGUUAUGAUGGUACUAAAUCUGAUAUUUGGUCUUGUGGUGUGAUUUUGUUUGUGCUCAUGGCCGGUUACCUGCCGUUCCAUGAUCCUAAUCUAAUGGAGAUGUACAAAAAGAUUGGCAAGGCCGAAUUCAAAUGCCCCAAUUGGUUUCCUUCAGAUGUUCGAAGGCUUAUAUCCAGGAUUCUUGACCCAAAUCCGGCUACUAGGAUCUCCACUGCGAAAAUCAGGGAGAAUUCUUGGUUCAGAAAGGGAUUUGAUAACAAGCUGAUGAAAAAUGUGACCGGAACAAAAGAGAUAGCUCCUGUGGAUGUCAAUGUAGCCUUUGAUUCCUGCAAGAACACUGUUGAGAAGAAAGAGGAGAUUCUGAAGCCUGUAAAUUUCAAUGCUUUUGACAUCAUCUCUCUUUCAGCUGGGUUUGAUCUCUCGGGUUUAUUCGAGGAGGAUGCUGAUUGGAGAAGAGAGGCGAGGUUUACAUGUGCAAAGCCCGCUACCACAAUUAUCUCAAAGCUAGAGGAGAUUGCUAAGCAGCUGAAAUUCAAAGUGAAGAAGAAGGACGGCGGAGUGCUAAAAAUGGAAGGAGAAAAGACAGGUAGAAAGGGAGUGCUAGCUGUUGAUGCGGAGAUCUUUGAGGUGACUCCUACAUUACAUCUAGUUGAAAUUAAGAAAACUAAUGGGGAUACUUUGGAGUAUCAAAAGACGAUGAAACAUGGCAUUAGACCAGCUCUCAAGGACAUUGUUUGGGCUUGGCAAGGUGAUCAGCCACAUGCACUGCCAACUCCACCAUCUGAAGAACAGCAGUUGUAACUAAGCUCCAUAGUUUGGGAUCUUCUGAAAGAUCCAAUGAACUUCAUCUUUCAAGUAAUUUCUUCAUGAUUCUGUUUGUUUUACUGUCCUGUUCUGCUUCGUGUUGUUUGUGUGUUUUAAUUUAACGGCUGUUGUUAUGUGUUUUAAUUUGUUGUUUUUAACACUUAAUCUGAGCAAAUAUUUGAGUUUUUUUAGUUAUUGGCAGUAGCCAUCAAUUUU